CUGAUUUCAACGUCGUUAUUUUCGAUUCUACACUCGUAUCUUUCUCUUCUACACCUUCCCCCCAUUCUUUUUGAUUCCUCAAGACGACGAAUAUGGCCGGUAGUUCACUGUAUAUGCCGGUCCCCGAGGACUUCCGGCUGUCUACUUGGUUGGCUAUUGGCGCCUGCAUUUAUGCAAUUGCAGAGCGAUGGUUUCCAUUCUGGGUAGUCGUCCAGUUCCCAAUACUGUUACUUGCGGCUCGGACAAUCCAGGCAACACUUAUGGCUAGAGGUCUGUUGACUAGCGGACGGUCAAACACGGUUCCAGGGCGAUAUUCAACAAGAAUUCCAGCUUCAAAUCCAGAGGACCAGGGAAUCGUCGUGUUUGUCCUAGGCGCACGAAUAAACCACCCUAUGGGUCGCUUAGCGCCUGGAUUUCUUGACGCAGGAACGAUCUUUACGGGUAUGUGGCGGGAGUGUAAUAGGAACCGCAAGAAAUAUGGGUACCUUGGCAAAACGAGCACUUUAAUGGCAUCGCAAGAGGAAGGCGGGUUGACAAUGGUCUGGCUCACAUACUGGAAGACCGUCGAAGGCCUACGGGACUUCGGAGCUAGUGAUGCGCAUCGCGCCCUUCAAAUACCGUGGCUAGCGAAAAAGUAUCCAUACCUAGGGAUUAUGCACGAGACGUACUCGGCGCCGAAGGGAAACUGGGAGACCAUUUACCAUCACUUUCAGCCAUUUGGCAUGGGGAAGACGAAGUUCAUGGUUGGGCCAAGUUUGACCGACGACAGCAAUGCUGCGGAUCGGGAAAAGAGGCUAAGAUUUGCCAGUCCGCUCGUCAAGGCAGAAGGUCGCGAAAUGAGAUCCAUGUUCAGCCGGAUGGGAAGGGGAGAGGAUAUCGCAUUGGCUCGGUGGAAUCCGGAAGCCAAGGACUUCGACGAGUAAGAUGCCAGUGGGUCACGUGUACUGGGGUCCCUGGGUGCGUGACUAGCCGCGUGUUUUUGGGGGUCAGAAAACUCAUUUUGAUGGUGUCAUGUAACAGUUGAAUGCACAUUAAAUUCGGCCCGCG
Messenger RNA from Lindgomyces ingoldianus, 1047 nucleotides. RefSeq lists its product as uncharacterized. The coding region runs from base 93 to 923 and encodes 276 amino acids. The record is from RefSeq and is a predicted model, not a curated record. Lineage: Eukaryota; Fungi; Ascomycota; Dothideomycetes; Pleosporales; Lindgomycetaceae. The transcript is spliced from 4 exons.